CACAUGGGCUCUGUGUUGUUGAGCUUUUUUUAGUUCACUGACCUUCUUAAUUCAGGAAAUGCCUUUUAAGACAGAAAGCACGCAUUCAUUGUGAUGCGUUUUUGUCAUUCACGAUCGUUUGCAGUGCGAUAAAGUUGACGGGAGUCAUUUUAGAAAGAACCGAAUCUGAUUAAGCAAUAUGAUCUAGAUCAAAAGUGACGUUUAAGGUUUGUAGGUGAGAAACAUCAUACACCUCUGAUCAUGUCACGAACAACGAAAUACGACGAGGACCAUUCUUUCGUGAGUCCAGUGGUGAAAUAUCUGCUUUUUUUCUUCAACGUGAUAUUUUGGAUAAUCGCACUGGUCCUGAUAUCUAUUGGCAUUUAUUCCAGGAUAGUGAAACAUGAGACAGCAUUUGCCAGCCUGACUAUAGACCCCGCUCUGUUACUGAUGAUAGUGGGGAUCAUGAUGUUCUUCAUCACGUUCUGUGGCUGUGUGGGUUCUCUGAGAGAGAACAUCUGCUUACUGCAAACGUUCUGCAUCUGCUUGACUGUCAUCUUUCUGCUGCAGCUACUCGCUGGUGUUUUGGGUUUUGUCUUCUCAGACAGGGCACGUGGCAAAGUAACAGAUAUGGUUAAUAGUGCUAUCAAGCAUUACAGAGAUGAUCUAGACCUACAAAAUCUAAUAGACUAUGGACAAAAACAGUUCAACUGCUGUGGAGGGACCUCCUACAUGGACUGGUCUCAGAACAUGUACUUCAAUUGUUCUAAAGAAAACCCCAGCAGAGAACGCUGCUCAGUUCCGUACUCCUGCUGUUUGCUCACGAAAGACGAGGGUAUUAUAAAUACAAUGUGUGGUCAAGGGAUGCAGAAUUUCGAUUACCAAAGGGCUGGUGAAUUUAUCAACACCAAUGGCUGUAUUGAUAAAGUAGUAAACUGGAUCCACAGCAACCUGUUUCUACUGGGAGGCAUUGCACUGGGCCUGGCCAUCCCACAGCUGUUUGGAAUCCUGCUCUCCCAGGUCCUUAUCACUCAAAUCCAGGAUCAGAUUAAAUUACAAAACUACAACCUUCUACAUCGCUCAGACCCCUGGAGCUGAAGUCACUGUUCUGUACUUAACUGUACUGGAAUACUCCCUGAAUAGACUGACUUGAAUUGUACUUUGAAUUAGGAGAACAAAGCUCACAGAGCUAUGCAAAUCAUGUUUUGAGAUGUGCAACAAAUCCUUUUGAAUCAUUUUUUAUGAGUAUUAAUAUUUGUAUAAAUCAUGUGAGAUAUACAAUAGGUCAAUAAAACUAUUUUAUGUGCAACAGAUUUGUUUUUUGAGCAUUGUAAUCCUAACAAAGGAUGAACGUAGAUACUCUUGUACUCCUUGAUUUUAAGUCUAGAAAACUAAAUUUCUAUUAAGUGUACAUUUUUAUUUAGCAAAAGGAACUUUAUGUUGAUAUUUAUCAAAAUGACAAAUUGCUUGUGAUGUAAACAUCUUUUUUAAGUUGCAUUGGAUAAAAGUUCAUGCUAAACAGUACUCGACGUUCUACACUUUAUGGGUUUAAUCUUCCAAAAAUGGUCUUCAUAUCAACAACAUCUGGUCAUAACAAAAACACAACAUGCUUCUGUUGGCAAGAGCGUCAAGUGUUUACGUUCCUGAUAGCAUUCUGACAACACCUCCUUUACCUAUUAAAACAAAAGCACAUUAAUUCAUGACCAUCAUUGUCAACCGCUCACUUUAUUAUAUAAAACUAAUAAAAAAGGUAAUUCUUUUUACAUUGAAUUACUAUUGCAUUAUUA
Molecule: messenger RNA, 1766 nt
Organism: Triplophysa dalaica
Lineage: Eukaryota; Metazoa; Chordata; Actinopteri; Cypriniformes; Nemacheilidae
Gene: tspan33a
Product: tetraspanin 33a
Exons: 8
Coding region: 241-1077 (278 amino acids)
Cellular component (GO): membrane
Source: RefSeq, a predicted model, not a curated record